CUGCGCAGUUUCUUAUGUUAAUUUUUGUUGCAUAUCAAAGGUGGUUUGAGAAUCAAUUAACAUUCUAUAAAUCCAGUUUUCAAACUGUGGAUUAGUCUGUGACACUUUUUGCCAAGAAAUUAGGCGAGAAAAAAAGUACUGAGUUUUUCCAUAGUCCGACUGUGAAAAAAGUUUAGAUUUUGGAUUUCGUAUGAUACAUUAUUUUGUUUAAAAAUUAGGAUUUAUUUUUGACAAUUACCGCUGAAACGAUAUGAUCGGUUUUCCAAAUGAAAUUUUAAUUUUCGAAAAUUGUUGAUGAUGUUAUUAAUGAACAAAAUGUUAGUGAUAUUUAUUGUGUUUUUGUUGACUAUAACAGACUGUCAGGCUUCAUCUGCUACCGACUGCCUGAAAAACUACGGAAGGAACAUUUCUCAUUUUGCCGUUCUCCCUGGAUUCGGUUGGGAUAAUCUCCGGAACGUGGAGGUGUCCAGAGUCGUGGAAUUUAAUUACUCGGAAUGUCAGUUGACAAAUGAUGGAUUAUACUUUCUUCCUAAUGGCAUCGACACCAUUCCACUCAAACAGAGCACACUGGACCAAUCGUCGGAAAUAUUCCAGACUUUUACGGAAUAUUCCAGCGCCACAGCUAAAUCUGUCAACGAGAAUACUGGAUUUCAUUUUCCCGGACAAAGAAUAAGUGGGGCGUUUUCUGACAGUUUCCUAAAGUCUAGGAACAUCCAGAUAAUGGAGAAAUCAGUUGUUGUCCGAUCACAGAUCAGAUACGUUAAAUAUAAGGCUAAGUUACAACCAGAUGCGAUUUUGAGUCCGGCCUUUAAGUUGGCUUUGUUAAGCAUAUCUCGUCAUGUUCUGUUCAACCGUACCGAGAUGGCGCGGUAUGAGAGCCAGGUGCUUGUCCGCGAUUUCGGUACUCACGUCAUCACCAGUCUAGAUGCCGGAGCCGCUUUAGUUUUGGAGGACCAUCUUAAAUCUGAAUACUUCAAGGAAGCCAAAAAAGAAAACAUUUUAUUGGGAGCAGGUGCUAGUUUGAGUGAAGUGACUGGUGUAGGAAUGGGUUCCUCUACCAAUACGAACCCAUCCACUGGCGAGUACAAGACAAACCUGGUACACUCAUUCGUCCAGACGUACGGUGGCUCAAUGUUCAUGACCGGAAACGGAAGCUCAUCCUGGUCGACCAAUCUUGAAAACCAUCUUGUUGCAGUUGAUAGAGAAGGAAUACCACUUUAUAAUUUCGUCAAUCUUCAAACUCUUCCCUCCAUCCCGUCUUCAAUCCUAUACGACGUAACAUCAUACAUAGAAAACGCAGUGAAAAGCUACUACGUCUACAAUUCCUACCCAGGAUGCACGAACGCCAUCGAUUCCAAUUUCAAUUCGCAAACUAAUUUUGACGACGGAAGUUGUAACAUUACAGAGGCAGAAGUUUAUUUUGGCGGGAUUUUUCAAAUGUGUGAUGUAACAUCAGACGAGGCGGGAGACGUCUGCUCCCAUCUGAAGCAGCCACACCUAAAAUCUCAAGGAUUUAUCUGUCAAACGGGUUUCCAAGGCAGGCUGAUUUACCGAUCCCAUUACUCCAAAACUUCGUCCAAAAGAGUUUGUAAGAAAUGUUACGCCUUUUUCAACUGCUGCGAAGAUGAACCUAUUUCCUCCAGUGCGGAUCUGAAAUCCUUCUGGUGUGCGGCUGAAAGUAAGGCCAACACACAACCGUAUUAUUUCUCUGGAGUAUAUUCAUCCAUUUUGGACAACGUUUUCACGAAAUCUAAAAGUUGUCCGUUAAAUUCGCAUUCCAGAUUGAUCGGCGAUGAUAUCCACAUUUGCCUAUCGGAUGAGGAAUCCAGUUCGGCUGUGAAAUUUGGAGGAAUGUUUAGUUGUUUGGGUGGAAACUCGCUAGCUACAGAAUCGGCAAAUAAUCCUAAAGCAUGUCCCAAAGGAUUCAGUGCUCGUCUCGCUGGUGUGAUUCAAGACUGCGCUAUCCAUUAUUGUGUUCCUCUGGGGUCUCUUCCCAUCGAAGAUUCCACUGUCACUGUGCGUCGUCCACCGUUCGCCCCCAAAAUCAAGCUCUACCCAUCUACCGAAGGCGGGGACAAUCCGGUUUACGACCCGGAGAAGCAGGAAUGGCUGUCGGAUCUGGAAUCACGUGAGUUGAAAGAGACAGAAUCCGUAGUGGAAUUGUCUGCAGCAGAAGCAGCAGUAAUCGCCAUCUUCGUAACUAUUAUCGUACUUGUAUUGUUGGGCUGUAUUGUUUAUUUCUACCGUAAGAGUCAACGAAGAUACCCAACUAACCGCGGGAGCGGGACAUCAAAUGGAACUGUAGAAGCGAACUUGUGA
Messenger RNA from Lottia gigantea (owl limpet), 2319 nucleotides. RefSeq lists its product as hypothetical. The transcript has a single exon. Lineage: Eukaryota; Metazoa; Mollusca; Gastropoda; Lottiidae. The record is from RefSeq and is a predicted model, not a curated record. The coding region runs from base 295 to 2319 and encodes 674 amino acids.